Messenger RNA from Helianthus annuus (common sunflower), 779 nucleotides. RefSeq lists its product as uncharacterized. Bases 311 to 646 code for a protein of 111 amino acids. Lineage: Eukaryota; Viridiplantae; Streptophyta; Magnoliopsida; Asterales; Asteraceae. The record is from RefSeq and is a predicted model, not a curated record. The transcript is spliced from 2 exons.
AUCCGAAAACAAAACAAAUAACCUCACACAUACUAAUAUAUAAACUCUAAGUUAAUGGGUACUAAUGUGUUUGGCAAGCCUGUGACAAAGGGGAAUAGGAUGGAGAGGGCACUUGAGGCUUUAAACAAUCCGAACGCAGAUGGCAAGCGCAAUCAAGCGCUUGCCUAUGUGAGGCAAAUGAAAAGAAACUGGGGGAAUGGAGUUUCCACACUAGGUAUCUUUUAUAAUGCUACUGGUGAAGCCAUGAUUUUUACUCAAGAGAACUCCUGGUACGGAAGAAUCUAUAGUUCGUAUCCCAUGAGGGUUCAGAAUGGGCAGUGGGGUGCGUUUUUUCAUGUCAAUCGUGGGUGUAGCUUCUGGCUCUGUUGGAUUUGUGGUGUAUCGUGUUAGGGUUGACGAUACAAAAUUCUGCAACCAGCUAAUUUCUUGGUCGACCCCUUGGAGACAAUCGAGAUAUAACAACCAAGCCUACUGUAACAUCUUUGAUAAUGGAAAGGUUGAUGCAGCUUAUGAGGUCUACCAAAAAAUGGAUGCCAUUGAUAGUCGACAAGAUGUUGUUACAAAGAAAGGAAUGAUGAUAGCAACAAAAAUUGAAUUGGGCACUUCUCCUAUAUACGAAGCCGAAUUCAGUCGUGAGGGGUGUUAAAUGGGUCAUGUUCAUGUUUGGCAGGUCAAAUCUGACAUGGAGUGGAACAUUAGACAUAAAUUAAGUCACUUCUCUCUUAUAGUUUUGACAUAAAAACUCAAAUCACUUAAUAACAUUUUAAAAAAUUAUGAAA